AUGCCACUUCUCCGCAAUAUAACCAGCCCGUGUCGGGCCACGAGGACAUGCUGGCUUUCAUCGCAAAGUCAGUGGCCUCAGUCAAGAAGUUUCAGUCGGACUGCGCCAAUCCACGCUUCUCCUACCCCCGACGAAAUUAAAGGAGCGCAUCGAUACUGCGUGUCCCUGCUCUCGUAUGCGAUUCCCCCUCGAGCCAUUUUUGUUUUCUUUGCGCAGAUCGAUGGGGACUCUGAAAAAUAUGACCGUCCCUCAUACACUCUCAGCACCUUUAUCCCACAGCAUGCCCGGUCAUUCUACAUCGCCUUGCGUGCUCUCAAUGUUUCUCUAUCCAUGAUUCCCGAGACAACAUCUUCGCCUACGAUCGGUCUUAUGCGACUACAAUUCUGGCGAGAUGCGAUCGCAAAAAUCCUUGCUGGCGCUCCGCCCAAGGAACCCGUGGCGAUUCUUCUCGCCUCGGCCAUCUCUGACCUUCACGAGCGCACCCAGGGCCGUGCAAAAAUCACCCGAGGCUGGCUCAUUCGCUUGAUCAAUGCUCGAGAGCAAACCCUCACAAACGAUCCCUAUCCCAACAUUGCGGCUCUUGAAUCCUACGCCGAGAACACCUACUCGACUCUCAUGUACCUCACGCUGGCCGCACUGCCGAUGACAUCAGUCACCGCGGACCAUGUCGCAUCGCACAUUGGCAAGGCUGUGGGUAUCGCUGCAAUCUUGCGCGGACUACCCCUGGUUGCGUUCCCGCCUCCAUCACCUCAGUCCCCGAGUGGACCUCCCGGCAUGAGCGGUGGAGCCAAGCAAGGCGCAGUGAUGCUGCCCUUGGAUAUCAUGGCACAGCACGGUGUGAAGGAGGAAGAGGUCUUGAGACGAGGUGCCGACGCGGAGGGUCUUCGAGAUGCCGUCUUCGCAGUCGCAACUCGAGCAAGUGACCACUUGAUUACGGUGGACCAGAUGCUGAGCAAUCUUCGCGCCGGAGAGGACGUGGGACAUGCCUUUGAGCAUGAAGGUGAAGAAGGUCAUGAGUACGAUACUUCCGCGCUAGGGGAAGCCCGGGGAAGUGAGUCGCCUCUUGAUGAAGUGAACCGAGCAUUCGGGGUCUUUAUGCCUGCGGUGGCUACUCGCCUGUGGUUGGAGCGCCUACAGCAGUAUGAUUUUGAUGUAUUCCGCCCCGAACUACUCAGUGGCGACUGGAGAUUGCCCUGGAAGGCUUAUAUGGCUUUCCGCCGAAAGAAUAUUGGAUGA
Molecule: messenger RNA, 1236 nt
Organism: Penicillium oxalicum
Lineage: Eukaryota; Fungi; Ascomycota; Eurotiomycetes; Eurotiales; Aspergillaceae
Exons: 2
Coding region: 1-1236 (411 amino acids)
Biological process (GO): mitochondrial respiratory chain complex I assembly; biosynthetic process
Cellular component (GO): mitochondrion
Source: RefSeq, a predicted model, not a curated record